UUUCCGUCCCUCUUUUAUCUUGUUUUAAUCGAACAGGAAAGAGCCAGACUUCUCAGAGGUCAGUCUGUUCAGCAAGUGGGACCCCAGGGCCUUCUGUAUGUUCAGCAAAGAGAGCUUGCAGCGGCCUCCCCGCAGGAUGGCUCCAUCUCCAUCCUGGGUUCUGACGAUGCCACCACCUGUCACAUUGUGGUCCUGAGGCACACAGGUAACGGGGCCACCUGCCUGACCCACUGUGACGGAAGUGACACCAAAGCAGAGGUCCCCCUGAUCAUGAGCUCCAUCAAAUCCUUCUCCGACCACGCUCCGUGUGGAAGGCUGGAAGUGCACCUCGUGGGAGGCUUCAGUGAUGACAGGCAGUUGUCACAAAAACUUACUCAUCAGCUUCUUAGUGAAUUUGACAGACAAGAAGAUGACAUUCACUUAGUGACGUUGUGUGUGACAGAACUAAAUGACCGGGAAGAAAACGAAAAGCACUUUCCAAUCAUCUAUGGCAUCGCGGUCAACAUUAAAACUGCAGAGAUUUACAGAGCCUCCUUCCCAGACCGAGGCCCGGAGGAGGAGCUGCGUGCCGCCCGAGCUCUGACAGGAGGCCCAAUGAUUAGUAUUUACGACGCAAAGACAGAACAACUCCGUAUAGGACCGUACUCCUGGAUGCCAUUUCCACAUGUGGAUUUCUGGCUGCAGCAAGAUGAUAAGCAAAUACUAGAGAACCUCUCCACUUCACCUCUGGCUGAGCCACCCCACUUUGUCGAACAUAUUAGAUCUACCUUGAUGUUCUUAAAAAAACACCCAUCUCCAACCAACGCACUGUUUCCCGGAAACAAGGCUCUCCUCUACAAAAAAAAUGAAGAUGGCUUAUGGGAAAAGAUCCCUUCUCCAGGAAGCUAAACACGGGCAUCACCAAAGAGCAACUUUUGGCCUGAGAGGCACCACCAUGGGGACCGUGGGGCCUGGAAAGAAUACGAACCAGAAUCCGCAUCCGCUGAAUCUUACGUCUCCUUCCUUACUGUCCUUCAGAUGACUUUAAAAAUAAAAUCUUAUUUUCGCGAA
This is a messenger RNA of Panthera uncia (snow leopard), 1050 nucleotides long. It is a transcript of the gene NTAN1, whose product is annotated as N-terminal asparagine amidase. The annotation marks the transcript as partial. Gene Ontology annotation, molecular function: protein-N-terminal asparagine amidohydrolase activity. Gene Ontology annotation, cellular component: nucleus. Gene Ontology annotation, biological process: ubiquitin-dependent protein catabolic process. The transcript has 9 exons. Lineage: Eukaryota; Metazoa; Chordata; Mammalia; Carnivora; Felidae. The record is from RefSeq and is a predicted model, not a curated record.